This is a messenger RNA of Anopheles darlingi, 692 nucleotides long. RefSeq names its product CDGSH iron-sulfur domain-containing protein 3, mitochondrial. Bases 116 to 556 code for a protein of 146 amino acids. NCBI's taxonomy places the organism in Eukaryota, Metazoa, Arthropoda, Insecta, Diptera, Culicidae. Gene Ontology annotation, molecular function: 2 iron, 2 sulfur cluster binding. Gene Ontology annotation, cellular component: intracellular membrane-bounded organelle. The record is from RefSeq and is a predicted model, not a curated record. The transcript is spliced from 4 exons.
CGCUGUCAUAAUCAUCUGCGGCAGAUUUUUUGGCCGCAACAAAACACAACUUUCGAAACCGAGAGGCCACGCUUUGAGGGAAAAUUUUUGAAACGAUCAACCCUUACCUCGUACUAUGGCCGCCUUGAGGAAAUUAACCUUUGCUGCAUCGUUGCCGUUGUCCGGUCGGUGGUGUUCCGCAGCCCCAGCCGUGUUCCGCUGCUACAGUGCUGCCGCCUCCGGAGGUGAUGCCAAGUUCCCGAAAAACGUGAUCGAACAUCUGAACACAUCCCAGGAGCAGCAGACGAAUGGGGUGGUGUACGACAAGAAACCGUUCCGGAUGGAGCUGGAAGAAGGAAAACGAUACUCGUGGUGCUUGUGUGGCCGCUCCAAGGCUCAGCCACUGUGCGACGGAACGCACAAGCUUGUCCAGUACAAAAUCACACAGCGUCCGGUCCGGUUUCAAGUCGAGAAGAAUGGCACAUACUGGCUGUGCAACUGUAAGCAAACGAAGCACCGACCCUUCUGCGACGGAACACAUAAAUGUGAGGAAGUCCAGAAAACGUCCGGAAAAUAGGAGGGUAAUCUGGAUUUCAUUUCACCGGUCGUCAGUUAAGGGGUAUGUCACCACGUGAAUGUGCAAAGGAAUCCAGCAAACGUUAAUAAAGUAGUAAAUAAAUGAGAGAAUUUUAACUGUUACCUGGCUGGCUCCU